Gamsiella multidivaricata is the source of this 1881-nucleotide messenger RNA. RefSeq lists its product as uncharacterized. The transcript has 7 exons. The coding region runs from base 124 to 1761 and encodes 545 amino acids. NCBI's taxonomy places the organism in Eukaryota, Fungi, Mortierellomycota, Mortierellomycetes, Mortierellales, Mortierellaceae. The record is from RefSeq and is a predicted model, not a curated record.
UGCAACGAUUAUAUUUCCAGCGCGAAAACUGAACAGUGACGGUUUUCGACAACCAGGCCUUCCCCCUCCCUUCCUUGAAUACGAGUGUAGACGUUUUCACAGCAUGCCACUUCAGUUCAGAGAAUGUCAUCACACAACAUCGAGAUGAGCACUUCGCAACAUAGCUCGACUCGAUCGCGCGACCUGGAGAGGUUUCCAGUAGACCAGUUUUUUAAGGACGUGCAUCCCGAUAAAUGGUCUCCGCUUGCCUUCGCACAACACGUCUCGACAAACCAUAUGAAGGAAUAUUUGUUUGGAUUGCGCUAUAUCAAUAAACACGGGACGAGCCCAAUCAAUGCACUGGCAGGCGUUUUGAAUGCAAGGACGAAGGGCGAGGCAGGAGAAGCAUCAAUGGCAGCGGCGGAGGCCGCUCUUCAACUGAAGCUCGCACAGCAAAUGGCUGCCGCAAAGUCGGUGACCUUCCAAAAAAAGGUCGAGUCGGCAUCCAUCGAAUCCCUUAUUAAUGGCAUCCAAGCAUCGUCUUCAUCUUCAGACUCGAGAAAAAGACCACUGGAGGAGACAGGGCCCCAGGCACUGGAGAAGAAACAGGUACUCGGUCACGCCAAUGAAAGUGCAGUGCUGCCGCUCGCGGAGGCGCCAUUCAAUGGAGAGGGAGAUCGGAAGCAGGAGUUGGACCCUAAUGUUGAUGUGGUCAAUGUCGCAGAAGCUGGAGUGGCAUUCAGAGUCGAGUCAUUCACGUUUUCCGGCCGCCUGGGAGACCUGGAUCUUGGUAUCCCAUUCAAUCAAUACUUUGGCAAGUGCGCCAAACUAAAGUACAAGAAGGAUCUGUUCCCAGAUUUCCUCGCCAUCAACGGUAUCUUGUUUUUGUCUGAUAUUCCAACGCCGCUUCAGAAGGCAUGCUUUGGGACAGCUUACGAAGAAAUUCGGAGGGCGAUGAUGGCCCUGGUACCUGAGCCUUCGGAGGAAUCCAUUGACAGGACUUUGGAGGAGUUCCGCCAGGGCAAGGAUGCGUACAGCAAGGCGAUGAGGAAGAAAAUGUGCGCUCGUUCUGCUCGAAAAGCACUGCAAGAUAUCGCCAUCACGGCCGAUGAUACGCCGCUCCGGGAGCUUUUCCUCCACGUCUGCAGGAACUUGGGAAGCAAGGAAGCAAGCCCUGUCUCAGAGGCGGAUCAGACGUCUUCCUAUAUCCUGCCAAUGUUGGCUUGCAUCAUGACCAAGCCAGACGAGUGCAGACUCGCGCACACGGCAAACACCCCAACAUCAGGCAGCCUUUUUGUACGACUUUGUAAGGACCUAGACGCCCCGCCGAAGCACCCAGACCUCAUUUGCAAGCACGAGAACAAGAUUGACAUAUCAUUUGGUGAAGUCUCCUUGACCCGGGACCCGAUGAAGGAUACAGGAGACCUUUGUCGUCUCGCUAUCUGGGCUAAGCGGCUGCAGGACCAACUCAUUGGGUCGUACGAAGGAGCCGAGGAGAUGAUCGUUCCUAUUUUCCAAGUCGUGCAGAAGACGUGCGCUAUAUAUUUCACGCGACGCGUAGGAGAGAUCUGUGUGGCUGUUCAGGUUGGACGGUUUGACAUUUUGCAGGACAUUCCGAAUUUCCUGCAAUUUGAGCGGCAUUUGGAGAGCUGGCUGCUACUGGAUACUGUCUUUACGGAGCUUUUAAAGAAAGUCGACCAGGUUCUUCAGAACAAAAGGCUGACCUCACCUCCCAAGGUCUACGGCGGUUUGUGCACCCCGUCAGCUAGGAAACUGCCAUGAAUAUUCUCGGUCAAUUCGGUUUUAGAGAACUGGGCAAGAAUCCCGAUUGUAUAUAAACUAUUCGCAUAUUGAGCAUCCCAGUUUUUUAUCUAACAAUAAACUGUGAAAACAAAAAAGACG